Penicillium manginii is the source of this 1875-nucleotide messenger RNA. RefSeq names its product RibD family protein. Gene Ontology annotation, molecular function: 5-amino-6-(5-phosphoribosylamino)uracil reductase activity. The coding region runs from base 1 to 1875 and encodes 624 amino acids. The transcript has a single exon. Gene Ontology annotation, biological process: riboflavin biosynthetic process. The record is from RefSeq and is a predicted model, not a curated record. Lineage: Eukaryota; Fungi; Ascomycota; Eurotiomycetes; Eurotiales; Aspergillaceae.
AUGGAUCACGCCGACCAUGCGCCAGAUCCAUGGUCAACAGCACCAGAGAACGGCUCGGCAGGUCGAGCUAGUGCAGCACAGGCCAGAGAUGGCGUGGAUCAUGUUGAAGAAGAGCUUGAGCUCGUGCCGCCCGUUCCACACGAGGCGAUUCACGAGGCGAUGGACGAGGAUCCUCAACAUUCGGGCUCGGAUCACCCCGCGACCCCAAUGAAUCUAUCCGGCGCGCUGGAGAAACAAGCCAGACAGGCCGAAGCCAACGAGUUCGCUUUGGAUAGCGCAAACGCAGCCGAUGAGGCCGGCAUCGCGGAACUGGAGGAGAAAUCCGGUCAUGCUUUGUUCAAUAACCCGCCCAAUCUUUCGAGGAUCCGUCGGGUGCUAUUUGAGUGCAGUGACGCUAUCGAAAUCAGCCUUGAAGAAUAUCAAACAUACUGGCCGUUUAUCGACAAUGUAUGGGUCAAACAACGGUCUAAUUCCAGCAAAGAGGGCCACUGCACAACGGACUAUUAUAUGUGUCGGUUACGACGGCCGACGCAUCGCACAUCUGAGACUCGCCCUCUGCCAGAAGGGAAGCGUCCCCGAAAGAAACGCGUACGGGAGGGGGGUAUGUGCAACUUUCAGAUCAAGGUUGUGCGUUUUGAGGGCGCGUAUUCGACUGUCACUAUUGCUAGAACGCCCGGAAGCAGCGACGUUCAUUCGCAUGAUCUCGACUUUAUCGACCGGGUGAAGCGGAACUCGGGACUCAUGGAGUCCGCGCGAAAGGAAUCAUGCAAGGGCUACCUCCCUUCAUCUAUAUACACCAAAUUCCAAGAGUAUCCCGAAAAGCUUUCGGAAGCCGGGGGUCGAUUUCUGACCGUCACGGAUGUACGCAAUGUUUCUGCGAAAUGGCGCAUCCAGAACCCGGAGGUCAAGCUCAUUCCACAUGAUGGAUACGAGUACCAAAAGGGUCAUGGGAUCGUGAGGUCUCAGGGUGCGGCGGAACGAUCUAGCGAGAAUCUAUCUGCCCAUUUACGAGUCCACCAUUCCCAGGAUUCGACUCCGGCUCUGCCUCCUGAUAUCCUUUCUUUUCCGCAAUUCUCCUUGGACUUUUUACAGCCUUAUUUACCGAGUCAUACUGAUCGGCGCGAGUUCCCUCACGUCACGUUGUCCUACGCCUCAUCUAUGGACUCUAAGAUCUCUCUUCGGGCAGGCAUGCAAACGGUGCUAUCAGGACCCGAAGCGAAAUUAAUGACUCACUACCUUCGUUCUCGCCAUGACGCUAUCCUUAUAGGCGUGGGAACUGUGCUUGCAGAUAACCCCGGUCUAAACUGUCGUCUAGAAGGGGCUGGAGGGUUCGGAGGUCUUGGGAGGAUGUGGCAACCACGUCCGGUGGUGAUUGAUCCUACGGGGCGUUGGCCUGUCCAUCCAGAUUGUCGAAUGUUACGGACAGCAGUGGAGGGGAAAGGAAAAGCCCCGUGGGUGGUGGUGUCACCGGGAGCGCAAAUCAACCCACAAACUCUUAUGAUGCUCAAGGGCUACGGGGGCGACUUCCUCCGAAUUGUGGAAUAUAACCAGCAUUGGCGAUUACAUUGGGAAGGCGUUCUUCGAGCUCUAGCUUCUGAAGGUAUCAAGAGUGUUAUGAUUGAAGGUGGCGGGACGGUUCUCAGUGAGUUGCUCAACCCGGAAUACACCAACUUCAUCGACUCGAUUAUUGUGACGGUGGCCCCCACUUACCUGGGUAGCGGCGGUGUUAGCGUUAGUCCACACUCCAAACUUGAUCAAGAGGGCAACCCUAAUGCCGCUUUGAAUCCGCGCGAAGUAAAGUGGACUCCUCUGGGCCAGAAUGUCAUCAUGUGUGGCAAAAUUCGACCACACGAGGACGAGCGACGGGGAGAGUAG